AUCGUGAAACGAAUUGAAUCGAGAGUGGAGAGUAUCGUUAGACCGUAUUGAAAGUCGAUUUUCUCAGUAAAAAAGCUUGACACGGGAAUCAAUCUGGCAACCCAGAGAGGAAGGAGCAAAACAGCAAAGCCACCGAGAAAGGAAGGAACGACAUAGAGACUUUACUUCAACUUAGCUGAGCUAAACUAUUAUCUGUUUAUAUAAACGUUAUAAAAUGAAGAAAGAAGCGCUGUAACGUCUGGUUCACACACAUUACCCGCUAACACAUCAGUCCAUAAUGCAAACGCACUGAAAGCGCUGUGUAACAAUUCGACUGAAACAGAUUUACACACAUUAGCCAGCUAAGUUAGCGAGAUAGCAUAGAAGUUAGCGUUUUAGCUAACAUAAUUCCUUUCUGCCUGGCUUAAGUCGUUUAAAAUUCGUAAGAGAAAAUUCAACGGAGCUGGAUUUUACUCUGGAAGCUCAAGAACUCUUUCACGCCAGUCCCGUUGCCUUAUGAGAUAGCGCAGUGUCCAUUGGUUCCCUACUGCAGAAUCUCAGCGGACGCAAUGACAAGGUUAACUGUGUUGUGAUUAGCAUUUCCCAGGCACAUGGAAGGAUAGUUAACCAUUGGCUAUCCCCUCCCAUGCCGUGGAAACAUCAGGAUGAAGAAGACGUUUAGCCUUAAGACGUUCCGAAAGUCGUUCAACAUCAAGGGCAAAGAGGAUGGAGAUUUUGUGAUGCUCCAAAAGCCGUCGUUGGCCCCCGAGUUCACAAAAGAGGACUCUCUUUUUGGAAGUUGUUAUGCCAAAGAGCUAGCUUGUGACCUCCAUGGUGAGGACACGAGGGCCCACAAGAACAGAUCCAAGAGUGAAGGUCUUAUGGGGACCUUAAAAAGGAGACUUUCUUCCAAGCAGAAACCUAAAAGUAAAGGAGGGUCAGCCUCAGUGGGCUUGGGAGACGAUGACGAUACGUUCUCAUCCUCUUCGGUCCCCAUAAGCUUUAAUGAAGCCAAAGCCCAGCGCCCUUUAAGAUCAGCUUCCCUGCGGAGUCAUCACUACAGCCCUUCGCCUUGGCCCAUACGUCCCGUUGACCCUGAGGAAGCCUGUAUUAAGAUGGAAGUGAAGGUAAAAGCCAUGGUUCACACACCUAGCUCCAGUCCAUCCCUCAACGGCGUCAGAAAAGAAUUCCAUGAUAUACAAAUGGAGGGACUUUUUGAUGAUCGAAGCGAAUCUAUGAAGAAUUUAGAGCCUCCAAACAGUAACUUGCAUUUAAACAUGGAAGAACACGUGCCUGUAGUUAUAGGACUGACACCUCAGGACUACAUCCAGUACACAAUGCCUUUAGAUGAGGGAAUGUACCCCGAAUCGUCCCACUCGUUGUGCUUGGAUGGCACCUCACCAAUAGAGGUGAUGGAACAAGUCAACGACCAGUCGUUGAAUGUGGAUCAAGGCCAUGUUGACCAUGAUCUUUUAACAUCGGAUAUUCUCAUGGAUCAAUCCAUGAAUGGGAUUGUACUUGGUACUCCGGGAAUAGUCCUUCAAAAUUCAGGAUCCGAGGCUCCUUCACUUUCGCCUUCACUUUCCCCUGUUUCCGGUGGUGAAAUUCCAAGAACCUAUUCCGGAUUUGGCGGUGCCGAUUCACACGUUGCCGAAAGAGUUAGGCACCAUCUCAAUUUCGACCCGAAUUUUGCUCCUGGUGUCAGCAGGGUAUACGAUUCAGUACAAAGCAGUGGACCGAUGGUUGUCACGAGCCUUACAGAAGAGCUGAAGAAACUGGCAAAGCAGGGUUGGUACUGGGGACCUAUAACGCGGUGGGAAGCCGAGGACAAACUCAUCGACCUUCCGGAUGGUUCCUUUUUGGUGCGCGAUAGCUCUGACGACCGUUAUCUUCUCAGUUUGAGCUUUCGAUCGCAAGGCAAGACUCUUCACACCAGGAUCGAACAUUCGAACGGAAGGUUCAGCUUUUACGAACAGCCCGAUGUAGAAGGUCACACGUCCAUCGUUGACCUCAUCGAGCACUCCAUUAAGGACUCGGAAAACGGCGCGUUCUGUUACUCCAGAUCGCGCCAGCCAGGAUCUGUCACGUACCCGGUUCGAUUGACCAAUCCCGUAUCUCGUUUCAUGCAAGUGCGUUCGCUGCAGUACUUGUGCCGAUUCGUAAUCCGGCAAUACACACGGAUUGACCUGAUUCAGAAACUACCUUUACCAAACAAAAUGAAAGAUUACUUGCAGGAAAAGCACUACUGAAGUGGGACACAGUAGUAAAAUUGCACUUUUGGAUCGAGUUGAUGUUAAAUGGUUUACAGACGUUUUGUGGAGUUGAAGUGAUCCGUUAGGUUUGUUUUGUAUCAAAAGCAUUAGUUUAUCUCAUCUUGGUAAAUUUGUUGUUGCUCAGAUUCAGUAUAAAGGUACACUUUCAUUUUGGAUCUAUCGGGGAACCUGACAGUAGAAUUCUAGUCAGAAAUACGUGAUGAACAGUAGUUCUCUUCUGAGUCCUUGAAACGAAUACUUUUGAUUUAUGCCGCUGUUAUAACAUGUAUGGCGUUCCAUAUUUUUUUAGUCCAUUAAAGGAAAAUUCCACCCUGAAAGUCAUUAAAUAUGCUUAUAUUUAAAUGUUUGUGAUGUGUCUAGAAACAGUUCUGGUGCAGAUUAUUUGAUUGGUGGCGUAUUCGCGUCAACGAUAGUGUAGUUGCAACCGUGUUUAAAUGCGAGGGGUAAAAACAAUCUCAACCAUAAGUGAUAACAGUCAGGAUUUGCUGUUUGUGGCAAAAAAAAGAGAAAGUUUCUUUUCUCACUCACCCUUUCCCAGUGACGUUUAAAAUCCAACCAGGAGGCAAGAAUCAGCUCAGUUAGUUAGCAAUAAAGGACGUGAUGAGCACGAUGACACCGACGGCGGUAAUAGCAUGAAAGUUGAAGUUUUGGAAGCGGAUCCGUUUGAGCAGAGUGUACAGAUUAAGAGGUGAGAGAGCUGGACAGACUAAAGGACUACAGCACUGCUGCAUCACUGUCUUUAAAUAGAGAGAUGCAAGUGCUAAAUCUCACCGUACCACUAUCAGCAGGUAGUCGAACAGCAUUGUGGGGGAUGUAGAAACUCUUAGCCAAAGUGAAAAUAGACCCAUGAAACAAGUUUAAACAAAGAAAAUAUUUUAAAAUCAACUCAGAAUUUCAUUCCGAAAUAAAUCUCGGACAUUUACAUUUACAUUUAUGCACUUAGCAGACGCUUUUAUCCAAAGCGACUUACAAAUGAGAAAGUACUGGACAUCACUGAAGAUCACGUUACUUACGAAAAACGAACAUGCACAUCGUUCGGGGUGGAUUUUUCUUUUAAGGGUCGUUGAUGCUGAUAAAGUCAAAAUAAGCUCAAGAAUCAGGAACAGCUAGACAUGACCGACCCAUGUCAGAGCAGAAUAUUAACCAGGCUUAGAAAUCUGUGCUUAAUUAUUUAAUUGGCAUUUAUAUCACGCUAUUUGCUCCAUGUCUGUUAAUACAUAUCAGUGCAAGGGCAAGAGGAUUGAUUGGUGCGUUAACAGACGCAUCAAUCCGUUCUAAUUAAAGCAGUCUUGGUGACGCUCGGCUUUAUAUCUUGAUGUAUAAGUCAAGUUUUUCGUAAAUUCUCUUCUCUAAUUUCACAUGAAAUUACCAUUUUUUAAAAUUGACAUUGGUACUUUCAUUUAGAUUAAUUGAGUAGAUUAAUUAAAUGGCUGUCCAAAUGUAAUAACACAGAUUCAAUUAAAAUGCAGAUUUUGUAGUGAAGUGCAAUUUGGCCAAUAAGGUGCUUCCCUUUUUGAUUGUGUGAGGAUGAUCUGUUCCUUGCUCCUGCCUAAAUUUACAAAAUGGUGUCUUGUGAGCUGGUCAGAAGUGAGCACGGUGUAUCUUGCCAUCGAAAGCAUACGAUUCGGCUCUCCAGAACUGAACUGUAAACUUUUCCAUUUCUCAUAUUUUUAUAUACACUUUUACAUCAUUGCCCAGUUUAUUAGUCACGCACCAAGACCCGACGGCCUACCAUCAUCUCAGUUUCAGUUUACCUUGCUCAGAGCUAACAAUAAUAAAUAAUAAUGCAUCUUCAGUGGCAGCUAUGGAUAAACAUUUGCAAAUGGCUGAAUUUAGUGUCCGAUUUAGUUACCUCUGAUUAUUUGCGCAGAAACGAGACUGCACCUGACGCUCAGGUUCCUUGAUUAGCAUGUUCAUACAAUUUCCCAAAUCUCUGCAACAACAAAUUAACAGUUUAUACCAUUGCAAAUGCAAAUUCGUAUUAGGCAUGCGCCGAUAAUCGGUUAUAUAAUAUAGAAAGAUAUUCACCUGACUAAUUUGUCUUACCAUGGACACAAGAUAUCAUUAAUAACCCUGUGUUCCAUUCAGGUAGAGGCUGCUGAGCGAGUCAGCAGAAAGUCUGCCUUGCUUGAAAGGCUUUAUUUUAGACAGAUUUGAAGGCAAUCCUAGUAACUGUGUUAAUGAGAUUUUAGAAAACGAUGUAAUCAUGUAAUCAUUCAGUUAUAUUAUUAUGUUAGAAAAAUGCAAUAUCGGCACAUGCCUUAACAAAUAUUUUGUCACAUAUCCAACAUGCAGGUCAAACAAACAUGCCAAGGAUCUUGUUGUGUUCAAAGGGAACAGAUGAAGAAUGCUGUUUUUUUUUUUUUUUUUUUUUUGUUAUGUUUCUAUGUUUGAUAUUUGUGCUUCCUACAGUAUUUCAUCAAAUUGUUUUAUCACUAUCAAUGUUGUGUUUUAACAUCUUGGUUUACCCCCCAAACAUAUCGACUUAAUAUAAAGAGCAGUUGCUAAAUAGUAAUCGAUGGAUUAAUUACUGUCAGUGGGAGAAACGGUUGUGAAACCCGGGUGAGUGACGUCAUUCACUAGCACAGCUUUAUAAAGAUGUGUCACUUCGUUUGCGAAUAAAGUUCAUCAACACAAAGAUAUUAAUGCAUAUAAGGCGAAUCUGAGCCAUUUACAAUGAUUUAGAUCAGUGUUUCCCGGUCUUGCUCAGCAGAUUUCAGUGAUUUGAAAGCUGAUGAAUUUAAACAGUGUGUUAAUGUAGGAAACACACCAAAAUGUGUAGUGUAAAGUUUACGUGAAAAGUGGUAUUGAAAAACUGCGGAAUGCAACUUUCAGUGCGAGUAGUAUGAAUGUAAGUUGCUACUACAUUUUUACGUUUAAGAAGUACUAAAAAAUGUUAGCGUUUGUACCAAGCGACAAAGUUUAAACAGACUAAACAGACACCAUGUGGAGGACAAUAUAGCAAAAAUAUAUUUCACAAUAUUUAAAAAAAAAAAAUAUUUCAGUUGUAAAGGCAUUUUAACGAGGGGGCGCAGUGGCUUAGUGGUUAGCAAGUUUGUCUCGCACCUCUGGGGUUGGGGUUGUCUCUGCCUUGUGUGCGCCUUAUGUACCCCUCUUGCUUCAGGGGUCUCCUCCGGGUACUCCGGUUUCCUCCCCCAGUCCAAAAACUUGUGUUGUAGGCUGAUUGGCGUUUCCAAAUUGUCUGCAGUGUGUGAAUGGGUGUGAUUGUGCCCUGCGAUGGGUUGGCACUCCGUCCAGGGUGUCCCCCACCUCGUGGCCCAAGUCCCUUGGGAUAGGCUCCAGGCUCCCAACGACCCUGUGUAGGAUAAGCAGCACAAACAUGGAUGGAUGGUAUUUUAAAUGUGAUCUAAGAAUGACUGAAACCCUUUCUUGUCUUAAAUUUAAGUCAAACCAAUUUUGUCUCCACACUUUUAUUUUGAACAAUGUAAGCGGCAAUACAGCAAACAAAGAAACAAACAGAAUUUAUGUAAAUGUAAAUGAAUUUACAAAAAAAAAGAACAAUCAAGAGUUGCUACGUCACAAACCAGUCCGACUAUAUUGCAAAGAUAGCUAAUGGUUUUAAUAGCCUCUUAAAAGAUGUGACAAAGACAACAAACACAUCGAAUGUGCUACAAUUAAAUUUAAAUUUGUGGACAACAAAUUUAUCACGUGCUUGAACAAAGUCAUCGGGUAGUAAUGAAUAACUCAUGAUGACCUGUGUUAUUAUUGAUUGGGGGGGGGGGGGAUCAAUGAUGAGGUGUGAUGCUGUUACUACUCUGAAGUGUUUUAUUCCUCUUAUACCACAGUAAUUACAAUUUUAUUAAAGAAUGUCAUUUCAUACUUUUUAUCUGUUUAUAGUUACAUUUAAUGUUGUGGAAUGUCCACGAAGUUAGUUCCUGUUAUUGUUUCCUCACCAGAUAAAAUAUCGCUUUUUACGGUGAAAUUGCAAAGCAGAAAGCGAUUUAAGACUGUUACAAAGCACUGACAUUGGAGACUCCUUCCAAAAAUGCUUAACAAACAAUAGUUUGCUUACAGAAGACAUUUUUUUUCAAACCUGUUCAUGUGGCUUAUGUGCCGUAGAAGUCCCUGUGUAAGAAGUUAUUAUAUUAACGAUAGAACCCGUGAUUUGAAUUUCAGCUGGAUCUACUGUCAGAGCUGCUGUUAUAGAAAAUUAAUCAACACUUCCUGACUAAUCAGAUUUGAGAAUUCAACAGUGCUGAAACGACAAAAUAUCACCAUCGAAACUCACUAGUUUUAAUCUCUCACUAUGUGGCUUAAAGCAGACUCUGCACUUUGAAUUACCUUUGAACUGGUGCAGCUUGCUGCUGAUCUGUAUCAUGUUGAUGUAGCAAAUAAUAAAUAAAUAAUGUACACUAUGAAGAGAUUUCCCCAGAAAGCUCAUAAACUAAGAAAUCCCAGGAGGAAAAAUUAGCCAAAAAAAAAGGUAGCACAAUAAUGUACUGCGCAAACAUCUAAUCAACUUCAUUUGGUGUUUUUCUGUCAUUUGGUGUUUUGAAGAUGGUGGUGGAAAGUACUAACACACCAGUCUGCCAUAGGUUUUUCACUUAGGUUGAGAUCUGGUGAGUGUGGAGACCACAGCAUAUGACUUGCAUCAUUUUCAUUCUUAUCAAACUAUUCAGGGAGCCGUCGUGCCCUGUGGAUGGGGUCGGACUCAUCCUGAAAGAGACCGCUCCCAUCAGGAUAGUGAUGUUUAAUCAUAGGAUAAAGAUGAUCAUUCAGAAAGUGUUUGUAUUGACUUGGAAUGAAUCUUCCCUCUAAGGGAACAAGUAGACUCAAACCAUACCAGCAAAAUAAAUGCAUUCCACAGCAUAACAGAGACACAACUAUUUUUCUGUGUCACCCAUCUGUAUUUACUUUUCACACACACUAUACAGAUAGAGUCUUUAUAGUGUUCUCACAGAAGACAUGUGGUGACAGGAGGUGAUCAUCAAUUUGGCUUUUUUUUUUUCUUACACCGGCGGUAAAUGUUAGGAAAGAACCAAAAUGGUAAAUGACCACUGGUAAAUACCAAAAUAGAUCAGGCUAGCUGUGCCCUUGAACACUUUGUGACUAUG
Molecule: messenger RNA, 7327 nt
Organism: Ictalurus furcatus (blue catfish)
Lineage: Eukaryota; Metazoa; Chordata; Actinopteri; Siluriformes; Ictaluridae
Gene: socs6a
Product: suppressor of cytokine signaling 6
Exons: 3
Coding region: 645-2228 (527 amino acids)
Biological process (GO): intracellular signal transduction; protein ubiquitination; phosphatidylinositol phosphate biosynthetic process
Cellular component (GO): phosphatidylinositol 3-kinase complex
Molecular function (GO): 1-phosphatidylinositol-3-kinase regulator activity
Source: RefSeq, a predicted model, not a curated record